Molecule: messenger RNA, 3569 nt
Organism: Drosophila busckii
Lineage: Eukaryota; Metazoa; Arthropoda; Insecta; Diptera; Drosophilidae
Product: zinc finger CCCH domain-containing protein 18
Exons: 7
Coding region: 333-3224 (963 amino acids)
Molecular function (GO): metal ion binding
Source: RefSeq, a predicted model, not a curated record
UGCAGUUGCGGCGGCUUCGUUUCUGACAAAUAUAAUCUUUCCAAAUAAAUUGCUCGCCGUAAAACUAACUAAAUUUAUAUAAACAUUAGGUACGCACAGCGUUAACCAAGGAGAAAUUGACGAAGGCACACGCAUUCACAUACGCACAAUUUCACAUACAUUAACACACACAUACACACACGCAUUCGCAGCACACAACACAAAUACAAACACAGAAGCCUGCUGAUUAAGCAUUGCCGAGUGAGAGAGAGAGAGAGAGAGAGAGAGCCCAGCGGCCUGCAGCAACUUUUCUAUUUGGAAAAGCAAAGUCAGCAAUAGACUAAAGAACGCACAUGGGCGUCAGGAUGGAAUCGGAUGAUUCGGCUUCCAGUUCGGGUUCCAAUUCGUCAAGCUCAUCACCAACAAAUUCAAGACCUGCCACGCCUAUCAAAGAGUUAGGCGACGGCGGUGGCAGCGCCGAUGGCGGCGGCGGCGGCCACAUUGAAAACGUUGGCAACGUUCAAGCGAAUCCACUUGGACGUCGCCUCUCGACUAGCAGUUCCUCAUCCACGUCCAGCUCGAGCUCAAGCGCCAGCGUUCGCUCUAAGAACAAAAAGAAAAGCUCGAGCAGCAGCAGCGGCAGCGGCAGCAGCGGCUCCAGCAGCAGCAGCUCCAGCGAUGAAGAAACCGAUGGACCCAGCAAGUCAGCUACGCCCAUCAAUGUGGCCGCAGAGGCUGCACAAGUUCCAGAAAUCACAGAGUCCAAGGAGCAAUCACAAAGCGAAAAGCAGCAGCAGCAGCAGCAGCAGCCGCAGCAGCGCAGUCCUAGUCUCAGUCGCAGUGGCAGUCGCAGCCACAGUCGCAGCCGCAGCCGCAGCCGCAGCAAUAGCCCCGAGCAAUUAUAUAAUCAGGCAGCAGUCGAUCUAAACAUCAGCCAUGAGGAUCUGAGCGAUGUUAGCGACAUAGAAACGUGCGAGAAGCGUGCUCCAUCCAAGAACUCAAUGCACGCUGAUGGCGAUGAAGAUGAUGAGGAGGGCGCGCUGUCCAAUGACGAGUCGAUGUCGCCGCAGCAAAGCAAUGGCAAAGAGCGCGCCGCGGAGGAGAAAGAACAACAACAGAUACUGUUCAAUGAGCUGGAGCAGAGCGUGAAGGACUCAAAGCCACCGGAAUGCGCUAAUGGUCUAAUUGAUCUGGUCAAGGGCGACGAUGACGAUGCGCUGGACUUUGAGGCCGAGGAGGGCGAAUGCCCAGAGCUCAGCAAGGAAACUGACGCCGAUCUGGAAGCUGAUGCUGAUGAGCAGCAGCAGCAGAAGCAGCAAAAUGCAGCAGGCGGCGGCACUGCCAAUGGCAAUGCCAACAACAACGAAGCCAAUCAAAAGUCGAGCACAGAUCAAACGGAUGAUGAUGAGGAGAACAGCGGCACAGGGGAUGGCGCUGCACAAAAGAAAAAGAAAAAAGACGACGAGGAGCUGGAGGAGGGCGAAGUAUCGGAUGAGGAUGAGAAGCGACCCGAGGAGACGGAACCAAAGCCCGUCUGUCGCUUCUAUACGCGUGGCCAGUGCACCUGGGGCAUGAGCUGCCGCUUUCUGCAUCCGGGCGUUACCGACAAGGGCAACUACACCAUGUUCGAGAGUCUGGUGCGGUCGGUGCCGAUGGGACAGGCUGGUGCUGCAGCUGGCAGCGGCGGCGCUUCGGGCGCCAGUGGAAGUGCAACGCGUGCUGGUGGCAGCAGCGCCUAUGGUGCACAUGCUGGCAGCGCCGCCGCUGCUGCUGCGGAUUAUCACGAUUAUCGCAACGAGCGUCCGGCCAUGUUGCAUCAUCGAGGCGCCGCCGGCUUGCAUCAUGCCUAUGCCGCGGCUGGCAGUGCGGCAGCUCAUCAUGAUGCACGCGCUGGGCUGCUCAUCAACGAUGUGCCCGUUGUGGUGGAGAAUGCCUGGGAGCGUGGCCUGCGCACCGCCAAGGAAAUGAUGCGCAAGGCGAGCAAGCGCAAGGAGCAGGACAUGGACUUUGAGGAUAAGAAAAUGAAUCUAACACUGUCGCCCGAUGAGCUGGAAAAGGAUCCGUAUUAUAUGAAAGAUCGCGCCAGUUCGCCCGGCGUGGUCGUGCGCGGCGGACCUGGUCCAGCUGGUGUGCCCGAUCUGCCACCUGGCGCCGCUGCCAAUCCUCAUGUCAAUCCACGUGCACUGCUGCCCGCGGUUUACUCCAUGUAUGCGCCGCCAGAUCGCUAUCGCUACAUGCCCAUGCCCUACGAGGAUGUCGAUGUCUAUGGACGCAUGGCUCGCUAUCGGGAGCUGCCGCCACAUCGCAUGCCCCAGUAUGAGGACGAUCGUCGCUUGCGGCCAACGCGCGAGGUCAUCGUGCAACGUGUCGAGGCUGUCGGUCGUGGCGAUGAGUGGAGUGAUCCUUGGAUGCGCUCCAAGUCGAUGGGCCGUGGCGGCUCCUAUGACCGCGACGAUCGCCGUCGUCGCGAUCGUCGCAGCUACAGCAGCAACUCGUCCUAUUCCAGCUCCAAUAGCUCACAGAGCGACACCAGCUCGGACUCGUCGCGCUCCAGCAGCGGCUCCGACCACAAGCGUCGCUACAAUACAAACAAAAUGUUAUCCGCCUCGCGUCGCCAUGCGGCACGUCCCGCACGCUCGCCCAGCCAAAUACCCAGACGACCCAGACGUUCACCCAAGGGCAGCACCUCGCCUGCAUAUAAACGCGCAGCGCCUGAGAAACGCAGCGCAGGCAUGAGUAGUCCUGCGUCCAAGCGCAAGAAGCUGUCGUCGCCGGCGCCCAAGAAGUUCGACAAGCUGCGUCGACGUCGCAGCUCCAGCUCCUCAGACUCGGACUCAUCAGACACAUCCUACUCAGACUCGGAGUCGGGCUCCUCCAGCUCAGACAGCUCGAGCGGCUCACAUGAGACGCCACAGAAGCGUGUGCGUGCCACAGACAAGGCGCUCAAUGAGCGCAAACUAAACAAGAAACCAACUGAACAAUCGGCAAAGAAGCGUUCACCCAUUUCCAUUGAGAUUAAGAAGCAAUCGAACGUGGUGGGCGUCUCGGCGCUUGCCUCGCCCACACAAGCAGCAGCAGCGGCAGCAGCAGCAGCAACAGCAGCAGCAGCAGCUGACUCGGACAAAGAGAAGGACAAAGAUAAGGACAAGGAUAAGGAUGGCAAAAAGUCGCGGCGUGAGGAGUUGCUUAAGCAGCUGCGCGCUGUUGAGGAUGCCAUUGCCAAAAAGCGUUCCAAGUUAACCUGAUACCCCACGCCCCUCCCAACGCCCACGCCCAUGCCCAUGCCCAUGCCCACUAGAGUCGCUUGCCACGCCUCGUACGCCCAUACAUACUCGCUUCUGUUCUUUAUUGUAUUUCUAUGUUUCGCUUGGCGGGCGACAACCUGUGGCAUGCAUCAUGAUGCACCCUCGCGCCCUCGCUGGGGGUUUCCUCCACUCCUCCCCGCAUCCUCUAGAGCAACACAUUCACAUCGCAAUCGGAUAUUGUAUCGGUUGUCAGUUCAAAACAAAACAAUUUAAAACAAAUCAGAAUGCAUUUAGGUUUAAACUUUUUAUCGUCUCCAUCGAUUAUUACGAACUAUAUAAAAAUAC